GAGCAUCCAGCUAAACCCUCCGGCUCUCAAGCGCGGGGUCACUUUAAUUCUUCUCUUUGUCCGUCCCCCCCACACUGUUCUUGCUAUCAAAGGCAAAUAGCUCCGAGAGAGAGGCAGCAGCGGCAUCAGGGUGGCUGGAGGAGACAAGCCCCAGCCCAGCUUGCUGUGGCAUGCGGUUGGCAGGUGUCAAGUUGGGCAUCCCUGCCCGGCUUGGGGAGAAGAAGGGUUGGAGGUGCCCAUCUGGGAGCUAAUGGGUCACCCUCUCACUCCACCCAUCCGCUGCUCGCCAAUUGGAAGUGAGGGAGAAAGAUGCUCUGGAUGGAUUGAUACUGGAGCCAUUGAAAAAGCACGAGCCAUCGCCUCCUCUGCCACCUGAGCGAGUGGCAUUUGGGAACUUAAGUGUGGUGGCGGCUCGGGGAGGGGUGGGGGGAGCAGCCCGGAGCUUUUUGGAGCAGCAUCUCUAUUAAGGAAGUAGUGCAGAGUCUCCCCCAGCAGCAAUGUCAAGAAAUGGAUACUUCUUUGAAGAGAGUGGAUAUCUCAAAUGUGACACGGACGAUGGGUGCGAGACCAAGGAGGAGACAGGGGGUGAAGAGCUCUUUGAUGCCAUGAACUCGUCCAUCGUCUCGGGGGACAGCAUCCGCUUCUUCGUCAAUGUUAACCUGGAGGUGCCGCCGAACUCCGCCGCUGAAAAUGAAAGCGCUGGCUGCGUGUUACUGCACACGUCAAGGAAGUACCUGAAAUUAAAGAAUUUUGAGGAGGAGGUCAGAGCCCACCGUGACCUGGAUGGGUUCUUGGCCAGAGCCAGCAUCAUCCUUGAUGAAACAGCCACCUCCUUGGAUGAUGUUCUUCGAGAGAUGUUGAAACAUUUUGCUGAGGAUCCUGAGAACAUGGAGCCAAGCUGCAACUUUGAAAAAAUCAUGAGCACUUUAUUCACAGAUUCAGGGACCCCACGAGAAGGGAAUGGCACCCCUGAUGUUUCAGAGGCAACAGGAAUGAAUAUACAAACAUGUACAUCGCACCUCAAAUUUCACCUCUUAUCAGAUACAAUUCAAGGGGUCACAGCAACAGUCACAGGGGUGCAGUAUCAGCAGUCCUGGCUCUGUAUCAUUUGCACUAUAAAGUCUCUUCAGCGACGUCACGUUUGCAUCAGCCGCCUGGAGAGGCCUCAGAAUUGGGGUGAAAACUCCUGCGAAGUGAGAUUUGUGAUAUUGGUCCUGGCUCCUCCUAAAAUGAAAAGUACCAAAACUGCCACAGAAGUGGGCAGGACCUUUGCCACAAUGUUCUCAGACAUAACAUUUCGGCAGAAACUUCUAGAAACCAAAACUGAAGAAGAGUUCAAGGAAGCCUUAGUCCACCAACGCCACUUGCUGACCGUGGUCAAUCAGAGACCUUCGACAAUGGGUGAUGGGCACAGGUCACACGGCCCCAAGCCACUCAAGUUGCACGAGUUUCUCAAUGUUGGCAAGGGGAUUUCUGAUGACAUUGCACGAAGACUUCCAGUGUACGCUUUGGACUUCACUGACGGUGUUAUAGGAAACAACAAAGCUAUAGGAAAAUACAUCACAACUAUGAUCUUUCUGUAUUUUGCCUGUCUCCUUCCAUCCAUCGCAUUUGGGUCGCUCAACGAUGAAAAUACCCGAGGAGCUAUUGAUGUGCAGAAGACAAUCGUUGGCCAGUGUAUCGGAGGGUUGCUUUAUGCCCUCUUUUCGGGGCAGCCCCUGGUUGUGCUCCUAACUACAGCUCCUUUAGCACUCUACAUUAAUGUCAUCAGAGGAAUCUGUGAUGACUACCACUUGGAUUUCAGUGCUUUCUAUGCCUGGAUUGGACUGUGGAACAGCUUUUUCCUUGUGAUGUACUCUCUCUUUAAUUUCAGCCUUCUGAUGAAGCUCUUUAAAAGGUCAACAGAAGAAAUAAUUGCACUUUUUAUAUCCAUCACCUUUGUGCUUGAUGCUUUCAAAGGCAUCAUUAAAGUUUUUAAGAAAUAUUACUACCAUGGGCGCACAGGAGACAGUUACUUGGAAAAAGCACCAACUGAUGCUAUUCCAAGCCUCGGCAUCAAUACCACCUUCUUGAUGAAUUCAUCAGUGAGCAGAUCCAUGUCCCUAGAGAAUCAAACAGGCACUCAUGAUGUGCAUUAUGGGCGUGAAACUGCCGUCCUUAGUGUCAUGUUGAUGUUGGGUACCCUUUGGCUUGGUCAUACGCUCUAUCAGUUUAAGAAAAGCCCAUAUUUGCACGCCAGAGUACGGGAAAUUCUGUCUGACUGUGCCUUACCCAUUUCAGUCCUGACUUUCUCUGUUGUGGGUUCCUACAUCUUCAAGGAAAUUGAAAUGUCCAAAUUUAACUACAACCCAUCUGAGAGCUUGUUUGUGCUGGCCCCAGUCCAGUCCCUCUCCAUUGGGUCAGUGAUGAGUGCCAUGGGGUUGGGAUUCCUCCUGUCGAUGCUCUUCUUCAUAGAACAGAACAUUGUGGCAUCGCUCACAAACGCCCCAGAGAACAGGUUGGUGAAGGGAACAGCUUAUCACUGGGACCUCCUCCUUGUUGCUCUGAUCAACAUGGGGCUGUCUGUCUUUGGCCUCCCAUGGAUCCACGCUGCCUUCCCUCACUCCCCAAUGCACGUCCGAGCCCUGGCCUAUGUGGAGGAGAGGGUUGAGAAUGGACACAUCUAUGAAACGAUUGUGAGCGUGAAGGAGACACGGUUGACAAGUCUAGUGGCAAACUUCUUAGUUGGCCUCUCGCUCCUGCUCCUCCCUUUCCCUCUCCAGUGGAUCCCAAAGCCAGUCCUCUAUGGCCUCUUCCUCUACAUUGCCUUGACCUCCAUUGAUGGGAACCAGCUCUUUGAAAGAGUGGCUCUCCUGCUCAAGGAACAGACUGCUUAUCCUCCGACACAUUACAUCCGCAGAGUGCCCCAGAGGAAGAUCCACUAUUUCACAGGACUCCAGGUCCUGCAGCUCCUCAUCCUCUGUGGUUUUGGCAUGUCACCGUUGCCCUACAUGAAGAUGAUCUUCCCACUCAUCAUGAUAGGCAUGAUCCCCAUCAGGUAUAACCUGCUCCCCAGGAUCAUCGAAGCCAAGUACUUGGAUGCAAUGGAUGCAGAGCACUAAACAGGGUCCUCUGCCCGUGGAGCAGUGGGGGCAGCUCUCCCAGAGUCAGAAGACGGCUUUGAGGCGUAGAACAAUCUCUUCAGUUCUUUCUUUUCACCACUUUCUUUCUCCUCUAGUAUGGUGUUUGUAAUACACGUGUAUCAGAGACCAAUCGAGCGUUGGAGUGUCAGACCAAAACAGCCUUGGACUUGGAAGGCCCAAGGUUCUUAGAGGCAAGCAGGCUUAAUGGAAAAUGCUGCUUUCCACACCCCAAAACUGGAAACCCCAAAGAUCAGUGUGUCCAUAUGGCUGGAGCAUGUGUUGGCAUGUGCUCCCUUGUGUGAGAGUGGGAGGAAUCUCUCUCUUUAUGCACCACAUCCCUUUUUUACCCAAAGCACUGUAAAGACAGCAACUAACCCUCCUUUUAAAGAAUGACAGUCCUGUUCUGGCCUUUUAAUUCCAUUUCCCAUGCAUCCAGUGUUCCCAAAUUGGUUUUCUGGGUGGCAUUGCCUCACUAAACCACUGAUGUCAGCAGAGAUGGACCGGCCAUCUCUCCUCCUCUUAGCGGGGUUGGAAACGGAUGCAAUUUGUCCUGAUACAAUCUGGAUGAAUGUUCAGUUCCCACAAACGAGCUGGGAAACGCUCUGAGGUUGGGCUUGCGUGGUGAGGUUGAUGUAGCUGCAUUGGGAAUUGUUUUGGGUCUUUCUAGUGUUACUCCUCAGUGAUCAAACACCGUAGGAGUUUGGCACAACCACAACGUUCUUGCACCCGGAGUCACACGCUGGAGGUUGGGCAGUUGUGUGAGGGAUGGCAUAUACAUAUGUACAGUAGUGCCUAUGUGUACAUAUAUACAUAUGGAUCUGUGUAUAUAUUUUGCAUAGAUAUGAUACAAAUAGGCCUGAUUCUUUCACAGUAUCACAAGUGUUUUGUGCAGUCGGUGUUACCCGUGAUGUCCUGACCCAAAUGCCUGUUCUCUGCUUCAGUGCUGCUUUGUCUCAUUGGAGAUAGGGUCACUUUUUUUGUUUAUCCUUUGGAAGCUGCUCAGUUACUGGUUUUGUUCACGUGUUGCUUGAUUCAAAAUGUUCCUUUCUGCUUCCUUUCCCUUCCCUGUGGCUUUGAGACCUUCCUCAUUCUGUCUUGAUGCUCCAACAUGUGAAUCUUGCAUUUAAUUUUAAUGUACAGCAUGCAAUGAAAGCUUCCCUCGUUCUCCUAAUCAAUAUUUGUUGGUCAUUGCAUUGUUUCUGUUUUUGUAGCUCAUCUCUGGUUUUCCCCACUCCCAGAUGUUGUAUUGCUGGAUGAAUCUAACUCCUGAUGUCUUUUGUAUUUCAGUUUAUUUAAUUUUGCCUGUACUAUGGUCAGUUUUUGUUUGGAGUACUGUGAAGCUGCCCCUUUAGUUCAGUGUUUGCCCUUUGCUGCACACUACAGGUCACAGGUGAAGUGGGAAGAGAAAUGUGGUCCUCUGAAGAUGGUGAACUUUCAGAACAGGAGGAGUGAGGGAAGGAAAGUGUUAUUAAAAUGAAAUGCAAAUCUGUAAUUAGCACAGAAGUGUUUCCUACCAAUUGCUUGCCCAGUCCAAGGUGUAGAGGUUUUAAUCAGUCCAUGCCCUACUGCUUGAGUGUUCCUCUGCAUGGUGAGGAAGACCCAUCUCUAACAAGAGAGGAAGGCAUUGGGUAAAAAGCUCCUGUGUUGAAACUAAGCCAGACUCGGGCCACUGAAGAUUUGAUGUGUUUGCACUAAAUAUCAGAUGGUAUUUCAUCUCAAUGUAGCUGCCUGUGGCUUGAAAACAGAGCUAAAACCCUAACCCUUUAUUUUCUUAUGGAACCCUUUGUGUUGAUGCUCGAAGGAGGAGAGAGCAGCUGGAGAGCUGCCAAGUACAUGGCCAUGGUUUAUGUAUCCAUGAGCUUAACAACACGGCAUGGCCUCGAAAGCAUGACUUUAAUGUUGCACAAACCAACUCUUGUGGGGCUGCUGAGAAGCCUCAGGGUCAGGAUGAUCCCCCCUCUCUCCCCUCCCACUAAAGCCACCCAUUCCCCUUCCAGUUUUGGAAGCAGGAGGGGUAACUGAUGCCGUGCCUGAGGAGUGGUGUGACAGCAGCGGUGAACCAUUGUGUGGUUUCAGACCACCUUUGUCAAUAUUCCUGGCUUUGGUGUCGUUCCUGUGGUGAGAUCACUAAUAGAUGAUAAGGUCUAUGUGUAAAAACAGGGAGGAAAACAGUCAGCAGAGAGGAUUUUGGGGCAGUGCAAAGGUGGUAAAAGUAUGUCUCAUCUUCAGUCAGCAGGAAAAGAGCAAGUGACAGCAGUACCUGGUGUAUGACAGGGAGUGCAAAGGCCUGGUGAUGCUUAACUAACAUGCUUUUCCCACGGGUGUCAAAAGAUUUAACCAAAACUAGAAUCACAAGUGUCAUCCUCUGGUUGAGGAAGCUAUUAAAUGUGUAUAUGUGUGUGUGUGUGUGUCCUGAGGCUGAAUUGCUGGUGUCUCAGCUCUUGGCAGGAAGGAGUCACCCCAUGGGAUGGUUUAAAUCAUAUAAUGGGUGCUGUGGGCUGGAGGAAGGGGAGGACAUGCCCAAGGGAACUGACUCUGGUCCUCUUUGAGUGAGAACAGAAGCCUUGGGUGAGAUUUCCUCCAGCACAGAGCAUCGUGGGGUGAACUGGCAUGCAGACCUUGCCAGGGGAAAUAAAUGUGACAUGUCCCCUCCAUCCCCCUGCUUAGGAGGACCAAAACUGUCCCCAUAUAAAUCCUCUCAGCUAGUGUCAGUUGUUGCUGACUGAGAUCAUUUGAAACCCAGAUAGCUUGGGGGUGCUCAGUAUCUUAUCACCACCCUUGUUGAUGUCUCGCUGCUGUCUCUUUACCAGUAUGACUUCAACGUUGGCAUUUUCUUUGUAGCAUCAGCAGGAAUCUAUUUUGCAGGGUUUUCCUUCUGCAGAAGUCAGGGGCCAAAGAAUCAACUGCUGGCAAACCAGCACAGCUCAGGAGCAGAGGCUGUGCUGGCUCGGACUGGUUGAACGCUUGGACCCACGUCUCGAUGUGUGGAUAGAUGUGAGCCUCCAGGCCUCUCCUUCACCAUGAUCCUGCAGAGAGGGUGUUUUCUUUCCCAUACAACUACUCUUUUUAUGUUUCCUCUGUUUUUAUUUGCUUCUGGUUUCACUGACUUUUGAAGUGCAGGGGUUUCCAGGGAGUUGGGCUACUUAGGGAAAGGAGAGUUUUUUGUUCCGAGUGGCUUUUGAGCACUUUAAUACUUCUGUGAAGGUUGAAGACAAGUAGAAUGUAAAAGAAGUUUUGUUAUAAGCUCUUUCUAUACGCACAACGCUCCAUGUAACUUGUUGCCAAAGACCUGGGUUUGAAAAGGUGUUGCCAGCUAUUUCAGAGAGUCCUUGAUGUUCACCUGGAACCACGAGGCAGGGAAUAAAAAGCUUCCGAAACGCCGUGGAUUUUGGAAGUUGCCCUUUGACAGCUGCCAAAACCGAGCAGAAACUGGAGACAGAAUGAACUUCUACUCUCAGACUUUGUAGUUUUGGAUCCUUGCAUUGAAUGUAGGAGCUAGAAGUUAGCUUGAUGAUUAAAACUGGGUUUGUACCUGAA
This is a messenger RNA of Colius striatus (speckled mousebird), 6659 nucleotides long. RefSeq names its product solute carrier family 4 member 11 (gene SLC4A11). The transcript is spliced from 21 exons. Gene Ontology annotation, biological process: monoatomic anion transport; transmembrane transport; monoatomic ion homeostasis. Lineage: Eukaryota; Metazoa; Chordata; Aves; Coliiformes; Coliidae. The coding region runs from base 498 to 3101 and encodes 867 amino acids. Gene Ontology annotation, cellular component: basolateral plasma membrane; plasma membrane. Gene Ontology annotation, molecular function: solute:inorganic anion antiporter activity. The record is from RefSeq and is a predicted model, not a curated record.